Molecule: messenger RNA, 4715 nt
Organism: Salvelinus fontinalis (brook trout)
Lineage: Eukaryota; Metazoa; Chordata; Actinopteri; Salmoniformes; Salmonidae
Product: transcription factor MafAa-like
Exons: 1
Coding region: 1137-2063 (308 amino acids)
Biological process (GO): regulation of transcription by RNA polymerase II
Cellular component (GO): nucleus
Molecular function (GO): DNA-binding transcription factor activity, RNA polymerase II-specific; RNA polymerase II cis-regulatory region sequence-specific DNA binding
Source: RefSeq, a predicted model, not a curated record
UGUGGCGCUGCACUGCAGAGCCGAAAGUAACGGCCAUCUGCCAGAUAGAGAGAACCAACUGUGAAAGGAAUUCAUCAGCUCACACACACAUAUACACACACUCUCACACACAGGACGCAACGUUCCCAGAGUGAAGGGGGAAACCGUGGGGACCGGCGCAUUCGUGAGUACACAGCAAACUGAUAAAUCUGGACUGACCAUUCAGAAACGGCACCACUUAGUCCUGUGUCCCACCACAGCUUAAGGAAUAUCUAUUUUUAAUAUACAUACCUAUUUUCUGCUUGUAAGAACUCUUGAGAACUGUUUUUCUCCGAACCAUUCCAUUGUGGACUCCAGCAGAUGCAGAAAGUGGGAGUUUAAAAAAACUACUUUUUAUUUUAUUUUUAUAACGUGUUUACGCGCGUGUGUCUAGUGCACAGUGACUUUUUUUCCGAGCAGUAAUGCUCGUGUCUUGUGUGGAAAGUUUUAUUCUGGUCAUAUGUAACACAUGCUGCAUGCUGCAGUAACUUCAGUCGCGAGCAUCGCGAGCCUUCCUGCUCUCCUCCUGCAGAAAGCCUGGACUCGCUGUCCUUGCGUCAGUCGAGACGAAGAAGAAGGAUACAGGAAAAUAUCUACAUUUUUUUAAACAGACAACAAGAGAGCAACAACUCCAGAACAGGAGAGGAGAAAAUAAAAUGUUCCCCUGUGCUGCUUUCCUUCACAACCACUGACUGAAGGACAGUAAAUCAGAAGGCGCGAGCCGGUACAGAGGUGGAGGGAGGACAGGACCGGUUGGUGUCUCCAAAUUUCACCAGGGGGCUCGAGUUUCAGCCGGCCCUGGGCCGUGGUAUUAAAAAGUGAAUUUGACCUGGGAUAAAUUGUCAACAAGAAAAUCGGCAGAGGAGAACUGGCAGGUGUACAAGUUCAUUUGCGUGCAUACAUAUAUUAACACCGGCGCCGCUAUACAUAGUUGUUGUUUUAAGGACUAGCAGCUUAAUACGAAGUACCCCCUCAUCUAUACAACCUUACAACUCCACACACCGGGCACACAGACGUCCUCUUCGAAUCGAAGAAGCAAUCUACAUCCGCGAGGGCUGCCCAGUGUCCUGCCCGUUGUUGGUUUGGCUGUGAGGGCGGGAGUCGUCGCAUGGACUGACAUGGCCACCGACCUCGCCAUGAGCGCAGAGCUGCCCAAUAGCCCACUGGCCAUCGAGUACGUCAACGACUUCGACCUGAUGAAGUUCGAAGUAAAGAAGGAGCCUCCAGAAGCUGACCGUUACUGCCACCGCCUCCCCCCGGGAUCCCUCUCCUCCACCCCGAUUAGCACGCCCUGCUCCUCCGUGCCUUCCUCGCCCAGCUUCUGCGCCCCCAGCCCUGGUGGCCAGUCGAGCCAAAACCUGGCCAACGGCGUCAACAGCAACAACAGCGGCAGCAGCAACACCCAGAGCGUUGGCGGUAAGCCUCAGUUGGAGGACCUGUACUGGAUCCCCAGCUACCAGCACCACAUCAACCCCGAAGCCCUCAACCUGACCCCCGAAGAUGCGGUGGAGGCCCUCAUCGGCAACGCCCAUCACCACCAUCACCACCACCAGGGCUACGAGGGCUUCCGCGGCCAGCAGUAUGUAGGGGAGGAUCUAUCCGCGACCUCGGCCGGUCACCAUCACCAGGCCCACCAUCACCACCACCACCACGGACACCGCCUCGAGGACCGCUUCUCGGACGAGCAGCUGGUCAGCAUGACAGUGCGCGAGCUCAACCGGCAACUGAGGGGGUUCAGCAAAGAGGAGGUGAUCCGCCUAAAGCAGAAGAGACGCACGCUCAAGAACCGAGGUUACGCGCAGUCCUGCCGCUACAAGCGCGUGCAGCAGAGGCACAUGCUGGAGAGCGAGAAGUGCACGCUCCUGAGCCAGGUGGAACAGCUGAAGCAGGACGUUGCGCGCUUGGCCAAAGAGCGGGACCUCUACAAGGAGAAGUACGACAAGCUGGCGAGACGAAGCUACAACGGUUGCGGGCCCGGUAACAACAACAGAGACCCCUCCAACGGAAACCACGGGAAACUGACCUCCACGGAAUUCUUCAUGUAAGAGACUGAUUCGUGACAUGACUUUUGCCCCCUUCUUAAAACGUUUUUUUUUUUUUUGUUGUUGAAAUAUAUUAUUUAUAUUUUUCUGUUUGCAUUUUUUUGUUUACAGUUAUUCCUUUAGGAAAAACACUCAGUGUACAUUUUAAAAGUACAACAUAGCAUAAUGCUUCAUAUUUAAAGAAACAAGCAAGUUAGGUGCGCACAUAGGCUAAGUAGCCUAUUCUAUGUGCGCAGAUAUAAUUGUUCGAUAAGUCUUAAAGAUGCUCCUUGAAUGAACUUCAAUACACUAAGACCUCUUGAUCUAGACAUGGGAUCACAAAUUGUCAAAUCAAUAGACUGAUUCAUAUUUUAUGAUGCAAUAGAUCUCAGAGAAACCCUGAAUAACAUUUGGAGUCUUACUGAAACAUGUGAAUCAAACUUGGCAAAGUUGACCUACUGGACAGAAAAACCAAACUGAAUCCUUUUGUUUUUCUCAGACAUUAAAUCCGUACCUGUUUGUUUUGAUUCUUUAUAUGGGGUCUUAAAAGAGAGCCUUGAGCAUAUUGAAGCUUGUGGGACUCAAGGAAGAGAAACCGGUAUUUAUUUUAUCAUUGGGACUGAAUUGAAAUCAAAGUGAUCGAACCACGGAAAAAGCAAUACACCUUUGCAGCUCCUGCAAGACCCGUUGAUGCACCGGACUGUAAAGAUGGAGGGGACUCCCUGAUAUGGCCUUCCAUCCCCGUUAACGUAAAGGGAACAUUUGAAUAUUGCAAGUUUAGUUCCAUCCCUUUUAGCAACCCUGCAUGCAGGACAUGUAUGGUACGGUACCCCAAACCUCCAGUCAUCUAACACGAAAGCAUGGCCCAUGGUUCUUUCGUCCUGUCUUGGUACUUCCCUCUCCUCUCUCCUCCCUCUCUUCCUAGGUUAAGGCCAAGGACGCGUCUUAACCGAUAUUUUCAAUCGAUUUUUCUAUUGUUUUAAAACAAAACAAAAACAAAACAAAAAUAAAUGAUCAACUGAGCCAGAUAUUAGACUUUAUUUAUUCCCAAGUGUACAUAUGUGUAGAGAACAGUUUUUGUGUUAUUUGGUUACCUUACUUUUCAUAGCUUUUGUUGCUUGAUGAUGAAGCAGAACGUCUUAAAACAAUGUUACAGCAUGCAAAUAGUCUACGAUAUCCUUUUACUUCUACUGGACAUGUGGCCCAUAUGAUGUAAAUGAGAAGCCUAACUGCACUAAGAUAAGAAACAUUUUGGGGUAACAUUUUUUUUUUAUGGCGUAUUGAUAGUUAUGGUAAUAAGGUGGAUAUAGAAAUUCGAUGGGAGGUGAUUUACAUAAUAGCUACAAAUAUAAGGAUGGCAUUCGCUGCUAAAACUCUAUGCACCAACUUAACUAAACUCUUAAUUCAUGGAUUUUUUAAAAGUGUAUAAUAAUAAUAGAGGUGAUCUGGCGGCUUGUGAAUACUAAUUUAUUUUAUUUUUUUACCUUUAUUUAACUAGGCAAGUCAGUUAAGAACAAAUUCUUAUUUUCAAUGACGGCCUAGGAACAGUGGGUUAACUGCCUGUUCAGGGGCAGAACGACAGAUUUGUACCUUGUCAGCUCGGGGAUUUGAACUUGCAACCUUUCGGUUACUAGUCCAACGCUCUAACCACUAGGCUACCCUGCCGCCCCCAAACUAAUUCAUUAAGUCCGCAGUACGGUGUCUUAUAGCUCAAUAUAUCUUCUGUCUGGUCUGAUGUGUAGAGAGAUGGCUACAGAGGGCGCUUGUUUUUUGGCAUACAAAUUAGAAUAUUUUGAUCUGAGGGUAUGGUGCCGACUUAGACUAACUAAAAAAUCCUUACUCUCAUCAAGAAAUCCCUGGAUCGUGUGUUACCUGCUGCCUAGAUAUAUGAUGUGCAAUAUUGUGCAGAAGUUCUGAACCACCUUGUCAAUGCCGGUUGUUAGUGCAAGGCUGAUGGCGACCUGUGUAGGAAUACAGCCAGGUUGACACGACAAGGAUAAUUAUGAGAGGUGUUUGCAAGUCGAAUCAUAAUUAGGUGGAAUAGAGGUGUUGUUUUCUACCUCCCAACAUGCUGUACAGAAGAAGAUAAUGAGUUAUCUUGGAUAAUUGCAUAGAUUUUAAGUGAACUUCAUUGUGGUGCAAAUGCAAUUCGUCUUCACUUAACGAAAUAACUUAUUUUGGUACUUUUUCUGAUCUUAAACAUUUUACAAAAAUAUGUCCUAUUUUAGUGAAAAGUUAUUAUUGAUCGAUUAUCAAUCAAUCAAUUCAUUCAUCACUCAAUCAGACAAUAAAGCGGAGAGAUGUGUCAUUGGCCUCUGAGAUUUAACCUGUGUUUUUGGUGCUAAAAUUAUUUAGAAUUUUUAGAAUUCCAACGUGAAACAGGCCUAAACACCAGGAUCGUGGCAAGAUGGUGAAGUAUAUUCUGCACGGUGCUGUCGAUGCCGCGUUCACGUGAUAGUCGGAACUAGGAAACUCGGAAAUAUCCGACUUCCGAGUUUCUAGUUCCGACUAGUAUGUGAACGCUAUAUCUGUAGGCUAUAUAUGAUUUCUAUAUAUUUAUUCGAGAAACAUUUAAAUGUCCAAAGUGUGAAUAAGUCUUAACAAAGACAUGUUUCAAAAUGGAAUGUUGUUGAGAAUCUUGUUUUCGAAAUGUUUAAUAAAAAAUUAUGUUCAAAA